ACCUCAUUAGAUAUAUCUUUCUUUUCCUUCCUUUUACUGAAGAAUUGACGCACACUGUAUCAGAGAAACAUCUUGAUAUAUUUAUAUUUGGAUGGAUAAGGCAAAAAAAAUUUCUGAUCUUGAUAUAUUGCAUUUAAUAAUUGUAUGAUGUUAUUACUAUUUUUAAAAUAUAUAAUGAUCUGGAGUGUUCAUUUUAUUAUUUUGUAAUAUAGUGUCAUGAGUAAGUAUACAGAUCUCUUUUGUCACCUAUUAAAAUAUCAUAAAUGAUAUCUUGAUGAAAAAAAUGAAAAUUGUCUGAACUCCCAUAUGGGAAGCAUUAUAAUAGACAGCAUUCAAGCACUGUAGGCCUGAACCAUGAGAGUGCAAAGUCUGGAUGUUCAGAUCUGGGGUUUUGGUCUGGACUUAUCUCUAAUUUAUGUGCUGUCACAUAGGUGGUGGUCGGAGAAAUUGUUUACCUAUGUGAUAAAACUGAAUUUAAGAUGCACCUUUGUCUGCCUCACUUGCAUACUUCCUAGCAAUCCAUCGUUACUUCUACUGCUUCUAAUAUUCUAAACUCCUCAGCUCCUUUUGUAUAGUUUCCAUGAAAAAUAAACAGCCCAAACAAACAAAACCCCCACAACUUGCCAUAGAAAUGUUAUCUCCUUUUGCAUCCUGCUUAAAAACACAGUUGUUAUAUCACGUAAAGUCCAAAUUCACCACACACACCUCUUCCUAGGAUUAGGCUUUAUUAAAAAGAAAACUAUAGUAAGAUAAAGAUCACCUCAAAUCUUCUUUUCAGCGUGGCUAUUUCUAGAGCUCUUUUCUCAGGACUCCUAGAGCCUCUCUCCCAAAGAGCCAUUCCCACCUCUCCUUAUAACCAGGAAGGGGAAGGAUUCCACAGAAUAGACCUUUUCUCUGUAGUGGUUUCAACUGUAAUAUGCCAUCUGGAGGGGAGUUGAGACACCAGCCACCUUUCCUCCCUCAGCAGGCGUGAAUUUGGACCUCAGAAAUUAGUGUCCCCAUAUCUGCUUAUUGUGCAGAAUCAAGCAGAGGGGAAAAAUGGAACAUGAAAAAUUCAGUUCAAGUGGUUAAAACAGUUUCAAUUGAUACAUUUUCCAUUUAAUGUUAAAAUUUCCCUUGUAUGAGUCUAAAAACUCCACAAAGCUUUUUAACCCUUAGGAAACUGACAAGUUCCUAAGAGUUGAACAUCUGAGUACUGGCUAAUUUCUGGCCCUCGAGGUGCACUGUGCUUGGGAGGAAAAAGUACUUUAGGUUGUUGCAAUGUGGCUCAGCUUAAGUCUCAUGAAAUGAGGAAGUCCAACCCUACCCUAACUUUGCUCCCACCCAAGCUCCCAUGUCCCACCGUUCCCUGAUGCCUGUGUGUUGGGGCUAGAGAAAUAUCAGAUACAGGCUGUUCUCCUCCCCUUAUAAACAUACUCAGUCUUUUUCUCUCAUGCACGCGCACGCACGCGCGCGCACACACACACACACACACAGAGUAUGUGCUUUUCUUUAUCUGAAUGUGAAAAUUGUAAUCACAUAUUGACAUGUGAGCAACUUCUGUUACAGUAUUGUCUUUUUAAAAACAAACUUCCUUUUGUUUAUAUAUUAUUUUAUUUCUUUGUUUAUGUUUAAGUAUAUUGUUUUAUGUAAAGCCAGAGUUUGAUCUGCUCUCUCACAUUUCCUUUAGGCAAGCUCCUGUCCUUUAAAUGUACUCUAUGUUGAUAAAGCAUGUGAAAGCAUCAAGGAUUUUUCUUUAAAUCAGAUGUAGACAAUGAACGUAUUACUUCCCUUAAACAUCAAUUUUCAUUAAAACAGUUACAUCUGGAAUAUUUUACAUCAAGCAGUCUGGACCUUUAAUCUCUUCUUGUACUGAUAUAUAAUUCAUCAGAUCAUGUCAUCAGACAUAGCUAACCCACGUGUAUGAAAUGUGGAGAAAGUCCUAGAGUAUCUUAUGAUCAGAUAUUUAUAGAGAGCUAUUAGUGGAUCUGGACUCUUCAGAGAUCAUUUUUCAAUACAUGAAAAUAUCAGAUUCAGCUUAAUAAUCACUUGUUUAAAGCGUGAGGUCCUGUAUGUUCUUCUCAAAAGCUAAAAAAGUGUUCUUAUGGAUGUGCCGCUUCAGAUGCACAUGUGCCUGUGCAGUUGAAGUGCUGCACCCUUAAGGGGGCACAUCUUGAAGCAAUCCAGUUACUGCACCUGUACCUAAGUCCUCUGUGUUUCUGGAAAUCCACAAUUAACCUGAAGAUUUAAAAAACUGCCUCCUAUAUAGAACUUUUUUUUCCUCGCUGCUUGUGAUCCAAGUUAUACAGAUAUAAAAUGUCUAAUUCUAAAUAUGUGAAUGAUGAAGACUUUGAUGAUAACAUCCCCACCCAGAAUGUUAUUCAGCAGAGCUUGCAGCAUAUCCAUACAAGUGAGACAGUUACAGAUACUGCAGAGAGUGAUAGAUUCCAGUUUGUUAUGAGCACAGAACAUGGAAAGAUAAUCACAGCAAUACGGGCAGGCCAAGAAGCAGUCUUGCUGAAGUUGAUGAGGCACUGUUCAGCUUUUAAGGAAGCUGAUCAGCGAGGCUGGCUUCCUUUGCAUGAAGCUGCAGCACAAUUAAACAAGAACAUCCUAGAAAUAACUCUGAAGGCUUCAGACCCCAUUGUGUGGGAGCAGACCAGUCUGAAAGGGGAAACUCCUCUCUUUGUAGCAGUAGACAAAGGUUUCUUAGACAAUGUUCAUGUUCUCCUGCUCAAUGGCUGCAAUCCUAAUGUUAAGAAUGAAGAAGGAGAUUCUUCUUUAGUUAUAGCAAUUAAACAUGAUUUAUAUGAAAUUGCCUCCCUGCUGAUAAGGUUUGGAGCAAAUGUAAACUUGCAGGGUGUCAAUAAGAGGACAGCUUUACAUGAAGCAGCCAGACUAGGCAGGAAAGAUAUCUUGAACCUUCUGCUUUGCUCUGGAGCAGAUCCUGAUCCCCGCAGUGCAUAUGGGCUCACUCCCCUUGCGCUGGCUGCACAGAUUGGGCAUACAGAAAUUAUGGAAAUUUUACUGCGAAAAGGUGCUGAUGUCCUUUCACAGGCAGCUGAUUGUGCUUCCAUAUUAUUUGAAGCUGUUGGAGGAGGAAAUCCAGAUUCACUCUCUCUUUUACUAGAAUAUGGAGCUGAUGCCAAUGUGCCAAAACACACAGGUCACCUGCCUAUCCACAGAGCUGCAUACAGAGGACACUUUCUAGCUUUAAAGCAGCUAGUUUCAGUUACGGAUUAUGCUGCCAUUAAGGAGAGUGGGAUAAGUCCAGUUCACUCAGCAGCAGCAGGAGCACAUCCUCAGUGCCUCGAGUUUCUCCUCAAAUCUGGGUUUGAUGCCAAUUUCAUGUUGCAUGAGAGGGUUUGCAAAGGCUACGAUGAUCAGAGGAAAUCAGCUUUAUAUUUUGCUGUCUCAAAUGGGGAUGUUUGCUCAACUCAGCUGCUUCUGGAUGCUGGAGCCCUGCCAAAUCAAGACCCCAUUAAGUGCCUCCAGCUAGCCUUGAGAAUGGGCAACUAUGAGCUAAUCAAUCUACUGCUUCAGCAUGGGGCCAAUGUAAAUUACUUCUGCAGAGUGAAUACGACGCAUUUUCCCUCAGCUCUGCAGUACUCUCUAACAGAUGAAAUCAUGUUAAGAAUGUUGCUGAAUUAUGGGUACGAUGUGUACCGCUGCUUUGAUUGUCUUCAUGGAGACGACAUUCGUUCCCCAUAUGCCUUUGAAGGAUGGACUCCUUCUGUUAUCAAAGACAACAUGUUCUGUGAAGUGAUAACGCUGUUAUGGCUGAAACACGUAGCUGGGAAAGUAGUGCGAGUGAUGCUCGAUUAUGUUGAUCAUGUUAGCAUCUGCUGUAAGCUGAAAGCAGUUCUCAAGGAACAGACACUGUGGCCAGAAAUCAAUUCCAUUUUGAGCCCAGGGCGCCAUCUCAUUUCAUUGACAAUUACAGCAGGUAAGGUACCUGAGAUUUAUUAUAGUCAUUCUGUAGGAUCUAAAUUUGUAUUAUUUGUUUUGUUUCCUGCUGUGACUGGGUGUUUGUGCUACAAUUUUGAGACUUGAGAUACCAAUUCAAUAUUAUUUGUCAUCUACUUUGCUAUCUAAAAACCGAUGGGAACCCUAUUCUGGUCAAACUGGUAAGUUGUGGCCAUUUUCCAGGUUGCAGACAAGUUUAAGGAUUAGCGCAAUCAGUUAAUGGGAAUCCCGUAUUACAAAAUCUUCAAAUAGAUGGGAGUCCAACAACAGUUCCUUUUUGGCAAAUAAUUUGUCUCUAGCUUUAGUCGACAUCUAAACUAAAAGAAGGUCAAUCUGUAAUUCAAAGGUAUUUAUCUAGGUUAGAACACAGCCUUCUGAACACAAUCUGUGCAUCUCCCCUACACAAUACCAUGUCAGUAGGGUGGAAAUUAACUACCCCAGCAAAAGGAUACUGGCAGAAUAGCCCUCUAACAAGCUAUACAAAUUCUAUGUAGUGUUCAGAUAAGCACACUGAUUAGUAUGAAAGUCCCAACACUAAUGGGAGCAAACAAUCCCAAUUCUCUGAAAUAUCCCUUCAAUAAGAAUAAUGCAAUAAAGCUUUAAGGAAAAUUUUAAAUUGAAUAUCAAGAAAACUUCAAGUUGGUACUGUCUCCCACAUGAAGUGCGGUGGCUGUUACACUUAAUUGGCCAACCCACUUAGCAAUCCUUCACAGAGAGAUAACUAGAUCACCUAAUGAACUAGAAACUGAAAAGACACGAUUUUAUAUGCUUCCCAUGGGUUUUUGGAAAUUUUUACUUGGAUUUUAAGCAGGUAGGGGCAGUAUAUUGUGUGAUGCAAUAAGCGUGAAGUAGGCUGUCACCUGGUCUGCAAGAAGGGGAUGCUGGCAAAAGAAAUAUAAGUGAGCAAAGUUAGCCAGAAAUGUAAGCAGCCAGGUCAAAUUGUGGAGAUAGAAAGUCCAAAACUCCUGAUGCCAUCCAGCCUUUUAUAAGCCUAAGAUCAGAAACAGGGAGAAAAAUCUGCAUAUGCUGCCUUUCGAUCUUCAAGUUGUCAAGAAUAAAUGGGUAGUCUUCUAGAUUGGAGGACAGGUAUUCAUGGGAAUGGCUGUGUACAGUAAAUUGUAUAAUGAAUAAGAAAUGACAUUUAGAACAUGUAGAAAGCCUUAUGUAAACAGGAAAAUAUACAUAAGUUGAAAGUGACCCAGAGAUACAGCUGUAUUUUCAUGUUUAGUACAUUGCCUCACGUUACUGUACUACACUAGAUUUUCCCUGACACUGAUACAUAAAUGCAUCUUCUAUUCAUUGGACUUCACUAUAUACAGUAAUCAGUGCAAAAAUAAAUAAAUUCUCUUACAUUAAAUGGUUUCCUAUUCGAGAUGAAAAGGUCAAAGCACUUUUGAUAUAGUACAAAAUAAGUUAUGUACAUCAUGCAAUAGUAAGGAGAUCAGGCUUAAGACUUGUAAGCAGACACCUUUGAAAAAGUCUUCACGCAGUUUAGGUAGAAAGUAGGAUUUGUAUGCUUGCACCCUAUUGCUGUUAAAUAUUUUUUGCAAAACACAUUUACAUGCAAUGAUCCAAACACCUUCCCCCCCGCAAACUCUUUCUAGUAAAUUUAGUGAACUGAUUCUAAGGUAUGUGGGUAAUUCAGCAGAUCUUCAAACAGCUGGUUUAAUCCAACAUUUUCACAAUGUUAACAUACUUAUUAUUAUAAAGUAAACCCCAAGUACUGGACAGUUAACUACAGUUCCAUGACAGAGAACUGAGAAUGUAGUAUUUUCGCUUCAAAAUGAGAAUACAGUGUGUAUACUCCCUGAAAGUAAAAGGAUUUAUAACACAAUUCUCCAAUCACCAAGAUGCAAAUACAUCCUUCUAAUUCUUAUCUACGUUAAAUGGAGUAAAAUCUUUUUUAUCAUCCAAGAAAGUGUCCUAAGUUAUAUUAACAAGAAAUGGACACAGUACCAUCCAAUUCAACAUAAAACAAAUAUUAAAAUCUCUCGCUCAUCAAUCUAAAACUAUUGCACAUUUAUCUGGUGUUACUGAGGAUUAAUUUUUUUUUUUAAACAAACCAGAAACAAUUCUCUGCAACAGUAUUUAGAUACAGCUUAGCAUUGUGUCAGUUCAAAGCCCACUUUUGUUCCUUGCAAAAUGUUCUGUGUACAGCCAUUUAAAGAACAAUAUUUCAGUGUACUGUUGAAGCCCAAUCAGAAGAUUAAUUUUUGCUUUAAAACAGCCAGCUGCACAAUCAGGUAAGUGAAAAAAGUUUCCAUAAUUAAGAGAAGUCUUGAAGAUGUAAUUCUGUAGCAAACAUGGCAAUGUCACCAUGCUUCUUUAUCACACAUGGAAGAAGGUACAUAUUUACAUUAAAAGGCAAAGUUAGUUAAUGAAUGUUCAAAAGAAAAAAACAACAAAGUAUAAUCUGGUCAGCAUAUUGUUAAAUCUUCUAUAUAAUAAGCAGACCCUCCACCUCUAUUUUUCUUCUUGUGUAAUUUUUGCCAUUUCACCACAGAUACGUCCAAAGAUUCCAGUUUUAACAAUAUUAGUAA
Molecule: messenger RNA, 6485 nt
Organism: Gopherus evgoodei (Goodes thornscrub tortoise)
Lineage: Eukaryota; Metazoa; Chordata; Testudines; Testudinidae
Gene: ASB14
Product: ankyrin repeat and SOCS box containing 14
Exons: 11
Coding region: 2296-4032 (578 amino acids)
Biological process (GO): intracellular signal transduction
Cellular component (GO): cytoplasm
Molecular function (GO): protein binding
Source: RefSeq, a predicted model, not a curated record